AUGGAAGAAGCUUUUGCAACCGAAAUCGCAAAAUCCCUUUUAGGGAAGUUAAGCUCUUUUGCCUCUGAAGAAUUUUGUUUGGCAUGGGGACUUGAUGCUGACCUAGACCAUCUUGAAGAGAUAUUGUCAGCCAUCAAUGCAGUGUUGCACGAUGCCGAGAAGCAACAGGAACAAAAUGACAAGAUCCGGUUGUGGCUUCAGAAGCUCCGAGAAGUCUUGUACGAUGCAGAGGACGUGCUAGACGAAGUUGAGUGCGAGACUUUGCGAAGGAAGGUGGUGAAAACUACAGGGAGCACCAGCAGAAAGGUACAACGCUUCUUUUCAAGGUCUAACAUGAUUGCAUUUCGUUUAAGAAUGGGUCAUAAAAUAAAGAACAUCAUCGGGAGACUUGCUAGAAUCGAGUCUCUUAAGUCUCAGUUUAACCUCAGCGAGCAGACUAUCGAUAGUCAUGUCUUACAUGAGGAAACAGUGAUGAACCGAUCCUUUGAGAGCUUUUCCGGACUUAUCGGAAGAGAUAAAGACAAAGAACGCAUCAUCAACCUUUUAGUAGAACCUUUUAAGGUUGGUGAUGCUCAUCCCCUUGUCUUUUCGAUAGUUGGAAUGGGAGGAUUGGGGAAGACUGCUCUUGCCAAAUCGGUGCAUGAUGAUGAGAUUGUAAAAACUAAUUUUGAAAUGAAAAUAGAGGCAUGUGUUUCAGAUGGUUUUGGUUUAAAACAAGUGAUACAAAAAAUUCUUAAAUCUGCAACUGGGGAUAGAUGUGCAGAUUUGGAUGAGGGCGAACUAAAGAAAAAACUUGAAGCAAUUUUGAACGGCAGGAAAUACUUGCUUCUUUUGGAUGAUGUUUGGAAUGAAGAUGCUCAAAAAUGGUUGUUGUUGAAGCCUUCAUUAUCAAAAGGUGCUUUUGGAAGUAAAGUUAUAGUAACUACCCGUAGUCAACGUGUUGCUGAGAUUAUGGGUACUGUUUCUGCAUACAACUUGAGUAUUCUUGGUCAAGAGCACUGCCUGUCGUUGUUUUACAAGUGUGCAUUCAAGGAAAGGCAAAUGGAGUUGUAUCCAGAUUUGGUUGGAAUUGGGAAAGAAAUAGUGGCAAAAUGCAAGCAAAUUCCUUUGGCGGUGAUUAAUUUGGGGACUCAACUGUAUGGUAAAGUUGAUGAAAAAGAGUGGGAAUCGGUGAGAGAUAGUGAGAAGUGGGAGGAGAAGGGAGAUGCUCUCAAAACCACCAAAUUUCCAAAUCUAGUCGUCAUCUGUCAGUUCUUGACUCCAAGUCUUUUUUUCAUCCAACUCUUCCUAACUUCCCAGAUAAAGUCAAUACUCUUUGCAGAUAGUCUAGAGGGGCCUACAUGCAAGACAGACUUUGAGAAAUGUUUGUCAAAAUCUAAGCAUUUGCGGUCUUUGGAAUUACUAGAUGAUUCUGAAUUUGAGGCUUUCCCAGAGAUGAUUGGUACCUUGAAGCAUUUGAGAUAUCUGAGUUUCGAUAAGAACACAAAAAUAAAAAGACUCCCAAAAUCUAUUUUCAAAUUGCAAAAUUUGCAAGCUUUGAUUGUAGGGGAAGGAUUAGAAGAGCUGCCCAGAGAUGUGAGGUACAUGAUCAGCCUUAGAUUUUUAUUUCUAUUUACUAAGCAGAAUCGGUUGCCACAAGGAGGGAUUGGUUGCUUGGAGUGUCUUCAAACUUUGAUCAUUGUCUUGUGUGAAAAUCUAGAAUAUUUUUGUGAAGAUAUGCAAGGUCUUAAAAGUCUUCGAAAAUUGUUUAUUUCCGGAUGUAAUAACUUGAUUUCCUUACCACGAAGCAUGAAAUGCCUAACCGCAUUGGAGAAAUUGCUUAUUAUCGGUUGUGAAAACCUUGAUUUGAUGACAAUAGAAGAAGGGAAAGAGGAAGAGAUCCAAACACUUUCCCUUCAAACUGUACUGUUGGCAGGAUUACCAGCAACACUAGCAUUACCAACACAGUUUCUUCAAGGAUCAACGAACUCUUUGCGAAUAUUUAUUAUCAGAAACUGUCCAAACAUUAGAGUAAUUUCAGAGUGCUUUGGCAAUUUAAAGAAACUUCAAAAUCUUCGGAUCAUAGAUUGUCCAAGGUUGAGCAAAAGGUGCCAAAAGGAAACAGGAGAAGAUUGGCCAAAGAUCGCUCAUAUCCCUAAAAUCGAGAUUGACGAUGAUGACAUCGAAGAAGAAACGUCGAAUCAGGGUCCCGUCAGCUCAGAUCUUUUACAAACAGUUUAGUUGCUUGCAAAAACCAGCCUGAGGCUAGACUGAUCUACCUUGUUUAAUUCCUCCUGCCUUGAUUUCCUCAGCAAGCUGUCUGUGAUAAUUUCUUUCAUUAAUAAAUUGAUUAACAUCUAGUUGUUAUCA
Populus nigra (black poplar) is the source of this 2349-nucleotide messenger RNA. RefSeq names its product putative disease resistance protein RGA3. Gene Ontology annotation, biological process: defense response to fungus. Lineage: Eukaryota; Viridiplantae; Streptophyta; Magnoliopsida; Malpighiales; Salicaceae. The coding region runs from base 1 to 2220 and encodes 739 amino acids. The record is from RefSeq and is a predicted model, not a curated record. Gene Ontology annotation, molecular function: ADP binding. The transcript is spliced from 3 exons.